Molecule: messenger RNA, 1124 nt
Organism: Solanum stenotomum
Lineage: Eukaryota; Viridiplantae; Streptophyta; Magnoliopsida; Solanales; Solanaceae
Exons: 4
Coding region: 157-372 (71 amino acids)
Source: RefSeq, a predicted model, not a curated record
CCGCCCCAUUGAUAGGUCCUUACACCAUGUAAACUGGUGGCACAAACAGCAAACCAAUGGAUUCAUUGAAGUGAAGAAAUCAAGAAAACGGAGAAGAAGCAGUAGAAUCAGUAUUGCUUGGGCGACUAGGAAUUGAAGCGGUGUUACAAGGGUAAAAUGAAAUUCUGGGAUUGGUAUCUGAAAAUUGCUGUUGUUUCGGCCAUGAUUGGAGGUUCCAUGGAGUUUUUCAUGAUAAAGACUGGAUUUUAUGAUAAGGUGACUGUUCUAGAAGCGGAAAAGAGAGCGUGGGAGAAUUCUCCUGAAGCCAAGGCUGUAAGAGAAGCUCUUAAUCCAUGGAGACAUCAGGAUGCAGAAGCAAGCAAGGAUUCUUAACUCUGUCACUUCUGUUAGGGAAUUAUAAGGCAAUUCUCAAAUUGGCUUUGAAGGAAAAUUGUCCUGACGUAGUGCUUUUUUGAGCUUGCUCUUAUUGAUGUUUCUCAUCGAUGUUUGUUGAAGAGCGUGUUACAACUUACAACUUACAACUGAUUGUUUCACCAGCUUGGUAGCCAUUUCACUUCGCAUAUGAUGGACAAGUUCUAUGAAGGCAAUUGGGCAUAUUUCAAAUUGUAGAACUAGUGGAACCCUACUUGUUGUUUUCCUUGCUCUCUCAAGAUUUUAGUUAUUUGCUUUCCUGGAUCUGCGUGGGUAAGAGAAACAAUCAGUUGCACCUCUGAGAAAUAUAGUGGACUAGAUAGCCAUUUGACGAUAUGUAUUUGUUCCACUAAUGUUUGUUUUUCUCCCCCUUAUUGUGUGUGGGAGAGGGUUGAUUUAUACCUUUGCUCCUCUCAUAGUUCCUUUAAACGUUGAACCACAGAACACUAUUCUCGUGAUCUUCCUCAUUUUAUGCAGGAACCAAGAAUAUCACAAGGAAUGGCUGCAUCAUGACCCAAGAUUUAUUGGGCGUUCAUCUCUGAUCGCAACCUUAGUAGAUGUAGAUUAAGGCGAUAGAGCUGGAGAACUUAACCUCUCCUUUUGAAUACUUUGGAUUAAUCAAGAGUAAUGUACCUCUGUUGUACUCAGUUUUUAUGAUCUCAGUGAGAUAAUUAGCUCACUGGUGAAUAAGGCUUCUUUGCUUUGCAUUCAAA